Molecule: messenger RNA, 1401 nt
Organism: Aspergillus chevalieri
Lineage: Eukaryota; Fungi; Ascomycota; Eurotiomycetes; Eurotiales; Aspergillaceae
Product: putative MFS transporter
Exons: 4
Coding region: 1-1401 (466 amino acids)
Biological process (GO): transmembrane transport
Cellular component (GO): fungal-type vacuole membrane
Molecular function (GO): transmembrane transporter activity
Source: RefSeq, a predicted model, not a curated record
AUGUCCCCAAACGCGCUGGAAUCCCGGCAGGGAUACUUUGCGCACAUCCUCCGCGAACUCGGCCUCCUCACUGUCUCCCAAUCCCCAUCCGAUGUCAAACUGCUCAUCGCACAGCGCUUCGUCCGGCUUUUCGCCUAUGGCGGCUCAACUCUCAUCCUGGCCUCUUAUCUGUCUGCCCUGGGCAUUUCCGAUGACCGGAUUGGGCUUUUCAUGACCCUGACUCUGGUCGGGGAUGUGGUGAUUAGUUUCUUCCUCACCCUUUUUGCGGAUCGAAUGGGGCGGAAGGCGGUUUUGAUUCUUGGGUCCGGGUUGAUGGCGGGUAGUGGGGUGGUUUUUGGGUUGUUUGGGGAGUUUUGGAUUCUUUUGCUGGCGGCUGUUUUUGGAGUUAUUAGUCCGAGUGGAAAUGAAAUCGGUCCGUUCCGCGCAGUCGAAGAAUCAACACUCGCGCAUUUAACACCGGACGAUGUUCUUCCUGACAUCUUCGCGUGGUACUCGCUACUUGGUACCGGUGGUACGGCGCUAGGAAUAAUGACCUGUGGAUGGGCUGUCCAUUUGUUGCAGGAGCUUAAGGGCUGGGAGUUUACUGCUGCUUGUCGGGUAGUUUUCUUUAUUUAUGCUGCGCUUGGUGGCCUGAAGCUUCUGUUCACCUUGGGGUUGAGUGGGGAGGUUGAGGCUGUUGCUAAGAAUCCGACGGAGGAGCAAACUGCCAAUGAGACGCAACCUCUGCUUGGAGAUCAGUCUACGUCUUCCGCUCAAGCGCAGCAUGAGAAUCCUUCGAGGAAGGGUUGGUUCGGUAUUUCUCUUGACAAGAAUCUCAUUCCGUUGAUCACCAAACUAUUCGGGCUGUUCGCCCUGGACUCGUUUGCUUCCGGAUUAGCAUCGAUGUCCUGGAUGACAUACUUCUUCCGCAACAAAUUCUCCCUCCCAGAAGGUAACCUCGCCUCCAUCUUCUUCACAACCAGCAUCAUCGCCUCCAUCUCAAUGCUAGUCGCAUCCUCCAUCGCCAAACGAAUCGGCAACGUCAAGACAAUGGUCUUCACCCACUUCCCCUCCACCAUCUUCCUCUCUCUGAUUCCUCUCCCCAACUCGCUCCCCCCAUCCCUAACAUUCCUGAUCCUCCGCGCCUCGAUGCAAAAUAUGGACAUCGCUCCUCGCUCCGCGUUCCUGGCCACCGUUUUACCGGCAGACAAGCGAACGGCGAUCAUGGGUGCUGUGAACGUAGUCAAGACCUCGAGUCAGAGUGUAGCGCCGUUUAUUACGGGGGUUCUAGGGGCGAGAGGGCAUCUGGGGGUGGCGUUUUGUGUGGCGGGGUUGUUGAAGGGGAUUUAUGAUUUGGGGAUGUUGGUUUGUUUUGCGGGGAAGGAUGGGAAGAAAGAUAGGGGUGGGGAGGAGGAAGGGUAG